AUCUUUGACUCAUUGAUUCUCUGCGGUUCUGUGCCGAAUAUGAAUACACGGCUGUGCAUGGUUGAUGUGUUUGUUUACGAGUGCUGAGGGGUGAAUGUAUUUCUUUUUUAAUAAUACGUGUACAUGGGUGACUAUAAACAGCGUUAUAAGAAUUGGUUUGGGCUGCCGGACAAAUCAGAAUUGGAGAAGUUCAUGUGGACUCUGCACCAUCAUUGAAGACCAUGUACUUCUGGACUAAUGAAUUUAAAUCUGGGUGGACAAGCACUGAAGACGAAGAGUGAUCUAGCUGUUCAGUUGAGACUCAAAAUAGAAUUUUACAUCAGUGAAUUCUAAACAAAGAAAUUUGUGCGAGUGUUUUGUAAAAAUGGCAGACACGACCACAGAACUUGCAUACAAGAAGCUGUAUGUCAAAUUCCCCCAAAGGGUUCCAUCAGAGGAAAAAGUGAAGGCACUGAGUCCACACAUUGUCUGUGUGUCUUAUCCCAGGCAAAAGAGUGCAAGGUUUUGUCAUAUAGUAUUGGAGAGCCAAUCUGUUGUUCCAGAAGUUCUGAAACAGUUGAACGAAAAAGAAUAUAAGAAUGGACAUCUCAGAGUGGAGCUGCCAAGAAAACUUAAAUAUAUAAAAAAUGAACAAGAACCUCAUAUUCAAGAAAAAAGUAAGACCUUAAAAGAGAACAAAAUUGGAAGUAAACACAAAGCAAAAAAUAAACUACCCAUUGAUGAUAAUAGCAUUGUGCCUCAAACAGAAGAAGUUGAAAGCUCACGCAUUACAGCUGGCAAAUAUGUGAGGAGAAGAAGUGGUAAACCUGCAGCUGGUGGUAGCAAUGACCGAAGACUAUGGAUAAAGAAGUUGCCAUUUAAAACAGAAGACAAGGACCUUAUAGCUACUUUUCCUGGAUGCAUUUGGGCUAAGGUGUACAGAAGCAAAGCUUCAAAAUCCAGCCGUGCUAUAUGCAAGUUCACUACAGCACAGCAAGCUGCUGCUGUUGUAGCAGAUCCUAAUAAACACAAGUUCAAAGGAAAAGAGGUGGUUGUUGAAUUAGCAAAAAGUCAACAGCUACGGGGAAGUGGGAUGAAGAAGAAAUAUGGACUGAAGAAUGAAAAUUCUGUAAUGGACAUAGCGGGAGAAACUCUUAAAACAGAAUCAAAAGUAGAAAGUGAAAAUGGCACUGAAUUGAAGGAAAAUGAAAGUAAUGGUGAUGAAUCUAUGGACACUGAUGACGAUGACAAUGAUGACGACGACGACGACGAUGAUGAUGAUGAUGAUAAUGCUGAUGAUGAUGAUGAUAUGUUGGAGAGUGGUGAUGCCACUGGUGAUCUUGAUGUAAAUAGCUCUGAAAAUGAUGAUUAAAAUAAAUAGAUAAUUUGCUGUGUUA
Messenger RNA from Schistocerca gregaria, 1376 nucleotides. Its product is annotated as RNA-binding protein 28-like. The record is from RefSeq and is a predicted model, not a curated record. The transcript has 6 exons. Gene Ontology annotation, molecular function: RNA binding. Lineage: Eukaryota; Metazoa; Arthropoda; Insecta; Orthoptera; Acrididae. Bases 365 to 1351 code for a protein of 328 amino acids.